This is a messenger RNA of Acanthaster planci (crown-of-thorns starfish), 1953 nucleotides long. RefSeq names its product peptidase M20 domain-containing protein 2-like. The record is from RefSeq and is a predicted model, not a curated record. NCBI's taxonomy places the organism in Eukaryota, Metazoa, Echinodermata, Asteroidea, Valvatida, Acanthasteridae. Gene Ontology annotation, molecular function: dipeptidase activity.
UGAACACUCGUUAUCUUGUGUCUGGUGGGUACGUUGAAACUUGGACAAAGUAUAUUUCGGUCAAGAUGUCUUCAAACUCCAGUCCAAACAGUGCCGACGUGAAGAAUCUGAUAGAACUGGCCGAAUCAAAGAUCGAUAGCUCAGCCGAGCGCUUGAACGAUCUCAGUCUAGACAUCUGGAAUCACCCUGAGACAAACUUUAAGGAAAGUCAUGCGCACAAAGUCCUGACAGAUUUCCUGGAAAAUGAAGGGUUCAUGGUGGAACGGCACUUUGUACUGGAAACAGCUUUCAGAGCAACAUUUGGAUGUGACGACACUGGUCCUAAUAUAUGCAUCAUGUGCGAGUAUGAUGCAUUGCCUGGGAUUGGUCAUGCUUGUGGACACAACUUGAUAGCUGAAGCCGGUGUAGCGGCUGGAAUAGGAGUGAAAGCAACACUCCAAGCUCGUGGAAAUAAGUAUGGAAAGGUGACUGUACUGGGAACUCCUGCCGAGGAGGGAGGAGGCGGCAAAAAAUUCCUGAUAGAUGCUGGAGCAUUUGAUGACGUUACCGUAGCAAUGAUGGUGCAUCCUUCCAAAUAUAACAUCUUGCGACCCAUCUAUCUAUCUAUGGCCAUCUUGGUCAUCAAAUAUGACGGGUAUGCCGCUCAUGCUGCCGCUGUGCCAUGGGAGGGCGUAAACGCAUUAGAUGCCGCAGUUAUGUGCUACAAUGCCAUAUAUGCCAUGAGACAACAGAUGAAACCAACAUGGCGCAUUCACACGAUAAUUACAAAUGGAGGCGCAGCCGUAAACGUCAUCCCUGACAAGGCUGAGUUAACCUGCAACAUACGAGCUUUAGACGAAGCUGAUUUGAAUAUCCUCAAGAAGAAAUUAAUUGCUUGUGCCGAGGGCGCAGCUGCAACAUCAGGAUGCAAAGUUGAGUGGGAACAGUCUUCAUCCUUUGCCAGUCUCAUCUCAAACAACCAGCUGAUAUCCCUUUAUGAGAAGCAUGCCAAGAACCUUGGAUGGAGCUGUGACCUAAACCUUCCGGCUGGCACUAAAAUGACUGGGUCAUCAGACGUGGGCAAUGUUUCUUACGUAGUUCCAACCAUCCAUCCUGAAUAUAAAAUUUGCGACGGAGCCAGUUAUCAUACGCCUGACUUCACAGCUCAAACAGGCGCGUGUCGUGCCCAGGCGCCAACUCUCAAUCAGGGCAAGACCCUUGCAUUCAUCGCUAUCGAGCUGUUACAUCCGAGCGGACAAGAAACUCUGGACAAAAUCCGUCAAGAAUUCGAAGAAAAAGUCAAUACGCUGUCUCCUCCGAAAUACUAAUGAAGGCUAGUCCCGGAUCCAGAUGUCUCUGAGGUUGAAUUUAGACUGUAGGCCUAUACAGGUUACAAUAAACAAUUAUCGAAAUGUUGCGAUGGUGUCAGUAGGUCUAAUUAGAUGAAUAUUCAACCAAGUGUAUGAACCGUUGGAAGCAGAGCUUAUUCAUGCGUUACCUGCAUUCAGAAUGAAGUAACAUUUCCGGUCUUAAAUGCUCAUAUCUGGGCUUGAUACUUAUUUUGGGAACAAUAUGCCAUCUUGGCCCGAAACCCUGUCCAGGCUUGAUAUCCUGUCUAGACUCGUUACCUAUAGUUGCCGAGGCUUGCUACCAUAACAUAGACCCAAACCCGUAAAGGCUCGAGACCCUGUCCAGACAAUUUGUUUGAUACCAAAGAUUAUCUUCAGGCAAACUUGAAUUCUCAAUACUGAUUGGUCGAUCCAUGGCAUUUAACAACUGUUACAAUAAUUGGCGUGUGGUGCCACCGCGGCUAUCCACCCUCAUACCCAAGAUUACACAAAUGCAAUGCAGUUGACAUGACGCAUCAACUGUGGAAAUGAUCACAGUCAUUCAUCAGUUUUUGCGGCUCGGUAACAUCGCAAGUGCCCUAGCGCUCGACGCGUGAAUGAUACAUUCGCAUCACGAGCCACCAAA